GAAAUGUAAACACUAGUUUUAGUGUAGUUAGUAAACUUAAGUAAACAAAGCUCGGUUUAAAAUAUUUAAAUACUAGGCCUAGACCAUAGACAAAAUAAUAUAGAUCUAUUACUUAGGCCUACGUCUCACUGACUAUUGAUCUACUAUGGCAUAUAAAGGGCCUGUAGCAAGCCUUUUUAAAAGUCAGAUCUUGCAUCCACACCGAAUAAAAUGUGCUCUUGUGCAACCUACUUGGGCACGUAGUCUUUCUUCAGUAACAGAAAUGUUGAAAUGCCCUUACAUCCCUCGAAGAACUGUUAUGUAUGUACCUGGUCACGACAAAAAAAAAUUGAGCAAAAUUCCCCACUUGGGCGUAGACUGUGCAGUGUUAGAAUGUGAAGAUGGAGUUGCAAUUAAUAUGAAAGCAGAGGCACGGAAGAAUAUUAGAGAAGCACUAGACUACCUUAAAAUAGAGAACAUGGAUCUGGCCCUCCGAGUUAACUCAAGGUCUAGUCAGCUAAUGGAAGCAGAUAUUGGUGCAAUUAUAGGAGGAGACCUUGGUUCUUGUGCAGAUGUAACAUGCUUACCCCAGACUCUGCUCCUACCUAAAGUUGAUUCAGUUGAAGACUUGGUCACAUUUACAGAAUGCCUCAAGGCUGCAAAAGCUGGCCGUAAAUAUAAGCCCUUUUUACUUGUUUAUGUUGAGAGUGGCCAAGGAUUACUAAAUAUGAAAGAAGUUUUAGAUAAAGCUGUUGAAUUUUCAGCGGCAGAUCAUUUCCACAUAGAUGGAGUGGUCUUUGGUUCUGAUGACUUCCUAGCCGAUAUAGGUGCACAAAAAACUCAAGAAGCUAAAGAAUUGCUUUAUGCUCGUCAGAAAGUUGUAAUGACAGCAAAAGCUUUCAGACUACAAGUUAUUGAUAUUGUAUAUGUGGACAUCAAUGAUUUAACAGGACUUGAGCGACAAGCACAAGAAGGUGCACAAUAUGGAUUCACUGGAAAGCAAGUGAUACAUCCAAAGCAGAUAGCCACUGUGCAAGCAGCAUUUACCCCCAGCCCUGAAAAACAGGAUUGGGCCAGGAAAUUAAGCAGUGCUUUUGAUGAACACCAAAAAUCUGGCCAGGGUGCAUUUGUUUUUCAAGGUCAGAUGGUAGACAUGCCUUUGCUUAGGCAAGCCAAGAAUAUCCUCAAGCUUGUUGAAAAUGUUGAAAGAAAAUAAAAACAAUGUGUAAAGCCAA
Molecule: messenger RNA, 1214 nt
Organism: Physella acuta
Lineage: Eukaryota; Metazoa; Mollusca; Gastropoda; Physidae
Product: citramalyl-CoA lyase, mitochondrial-like
Biological process (GO): regulation of cobalamin catabolic process
Molecular function (GO): (S)-citramalyl-CoA lyase activity
Source: RefSeq, a predicted model, not a curated record